CAAAGCCAAAAUGUCGGCCAAUUGACCCAAGAUAGAAAGCAUAAACCCCUCCACCUUUGGAGUCAGAAUAGGUGAUAGGCUGGUGUUGCGAAAGGAGUACCACCCAGUUGUUCAACACGAUAGGUGCCUUGAAGAGAAACCAUGAACAACCAAGGCAACAAUAUCGGUGGUUUGGGUGGUGCAAGAGCCCGCAACAACAACAACGGAGCUCGUGGUGGAGACAACAACCCGUUCUUUCACUUCCAGAACAGACUGUUCCAUGCCUUGUUCUACCGCAUCACUAUCACAUACGCUAGAGCUUUCCCAAGGCCCAUCCGGAGGGUUCUGGAGUUUGCUCUUUUACUCAAGGCUCUGUCGGUGUUGACCAUUCUAGUGUACAUACAUGCUGUCUUUGCGAAAGCUCCAAUGAACUGUUUAGAGCAUGUUCAAAGCUCAUGGCCCCGCGAUGGAAUUCUGAGAGUAGAGAUUGCACGUAAUGUGCCUGAGAACUACACCAUCAUCAGUUCGUACAAGAAGGAGUACUCUGACAUGCAGAUGUUCUUCCAGUCCACACUUGCUGAGGAGCUAGGUUUGGAAGAUCCCAGUACAGACCUGGAUGAAGUCGAAGAAAGUUCAGCGGAGACUGGAGAAGCAGGAGACUCUCUUAAAAAGACUGUUGUAAGUGAACUUUCAGAGCUUGAAGAUGCUGAAGGGGAUGGUGACCAUGAUCCUUUCGGAUUAAACAAGAGUGUUGUUGAAGAUUUGGUUCAAAAUGCCAUGGGUGAAAGUGAAAACUCUGAGGAAAUGGCUGCUGAAGAUACUGGUGGUGGAGGUUCUGAUAACAAGGAAAAGGAACAGUUGGUUUUGGAAGCGGACAAUGAGGGAAAGCCUAUGACUUCAGAUAAUCUUGACGAGUCACCAAAAGAGCCAGAAGGCAAUGCCGAACCUAUGGAAGAUGAAGAAGUCACUGCUGAAGAAGUCGACACCAGCAUUUGGAGUCUGAUAUUUAGCUUCCAGUUUGGGAGUAGCUUGAGGUUUUGGGAUAUUGAUGAUACUGAGGAUAUGCAGCAGCCUGACAUGGAUAAAGAUAUCUCUGUGGGCACAUUCCGCAACAAGAGCAGACGCAACUUCUCUUUACCAGAUGCCAUCUCAAUGAAGGCCCAAUUGUCAGAGGGUCUGAGUGAGUUUGAAAUGCUAGCAAGAGCUGUUUCAGUGUGGCCAGAAGAAAAAUUCAUUGUUGAAUAUUCCCUGGAGUAUGGCUUGCUGCGGCUUCUACCAAAGACAAGGAAGAAACUGAAUAUAACUGUCAUGUUGGUCACAUUAGAUCCAGACAAGGAGGAGUGCUUUGGUGAUGGCUUCAGCCGGUUUUUGCUGGAUGAAUUUCUUGGUUAUGAUGAUAUUCUAAUGUCAAGUAUAAAAAAGCUGGCAGAAAGGGAAAAUAACAAAGGUUACCUGCGCAAUGUUGUGACCGGAGAGCAUUUCCGAUUUAUCAGCAUGUGGAUGGCCCGAAGCUCCUACGUGGCUGCUGCCUUUAUAAUGCUUAUAUUUACGGUGUCAGUUUCUACUCUUCUGCGAUACUCUCAUCACCAGAUAUUUGUCUUCAUCAUGGAUUUGCUCCAGAUGUUUGAUAUGAACAUAGCUAUAGCAUUCCCUGCUGCACCGUUGUUAACAGUAAUAUUAGCACUCGUAGGUAUGGAGGCGAUUAUGUCAGAGUUUUUCAAUGACACCACCACAGCAUUCUACAUCAUUCUGAUUGUGUGGAUAGCUGAUCAGUACGAUGCGAUUUGUUGCCACACAAACAUCAGCAAGAGGAUAUGGCUCAGGUUCUUCUACUUGUAUCAUUUUGCCUUCUAUGCUUACCACUACCGCUUCAAUGGCCAAUACAGCUCUCUGGCACUGUUCACCUCUUGGCUGUUUAUUCAGCACUCGAUGGUCUAUUUCUUCCACCACUACGAGCUACCGGCCAUUUUGCAGCAGGUGCGCAUCCAGGAGCUGCUGGUGAACCCGGCACAGGCAGGAGGUAAUGCUGACGACCCACCGCAGGACGCUCCACCCAACAACCCAGAUGACGAAGGGAGCCCUGUGGAUCCAAUCCCUGAUGAUAAUGCAAACAGGCAUGGAGGUGGUAACGAUGCUGAAGGGGCUUCGGCACCUGGUGCAUCUGGAAAUGCCGGGGUGGAGGAAGUUGAUGGUGGAGCAGAUCUGCCCGGUGGGGAUGGUGGUUUCUCCCCUAGAAAUGGGGAUGAUGCUUCUGGUGGUGGUGUGAGGAACAGGAGCAACAAUCGUGGAGGAGGUGCUGGUGCUACUGCCAGUGCUGCGGAUGCAACUAGGGAGGUGCUGAGGCUGAAUAACAUCCAGCUCAACCCGAGGGAUGCGACAGCCAGCCUCACUGACCUGUUCAACAUCUUGAGACGCUCCAGGUUCCUCCAGAACUACCUGGACCCUCCAGCUCAGCCUUCUGCUGCUCGAAAUGGGAACAGAAAUAACGCAGAUCCAGUUCAUGGUGAAGGUCCACCUGCUCAAGGUGGUGGGGCGAGGCAAACCCCAGAGGCAGAAAGGGGGAGGGGUUAUGAGAUUGAGCGAGUCACUGUUUACACACAGAGCAACAUCUACAGGCUUUUUAGGCGUCUUCAAAGUAACAGACGAAGGCCCUCUCGGGAAGGAGGGGGUGCUCCAGAUCCUCAACAGGAGAGCAGUAGUGAGGAUACUCCCGUUGCUACUGCCACUUCUUCUGAUGCUAGUCCUGUGCUUCUUCAGCCAGAGCAGGGUGCCAUGAGCAGUGAAAGUGUCAGCAUGGCUUCUACGAUGAGUGGUGAAAGUUCUGGAAACAGUAAAGACAUCUCCCCACCCUCUUCUCAAGAAAUUAAUACUGGCCAGGCAGAAGAACUGCCCUCAGGAGAGUUUGCCAGUCAGGAUAAAGAAAACAGAUAUUAUGAGCUUGAAAAAUGUGAUACGAUAAGUGAAAGCACAGGAAUUGCUUCAUCAGAUGUUAACUGUAUACCUGUCAGUAAAAAUGAAGUGACUCUCGGUUCUGUUGUUUCUGACAUUGUGGGCGUUGUUGGUACAGAGGGCAGUGAAGGUGAGCGCUACACAACAUCGAGCACUGGAGAACCGUUGAAGCCUAAGCUCUCCUGUUUGGAUGAGCAUAAACUGUCGGAGCAGUCUCUCUUCCCUUCCUAUAACAGCCACACAGGAAAAAAGUUGGGAGAAGUGGAGGAGGAGAUGAAAAGUUCUAUUCUGACUGCUCCUGAGAGCAAGAUGUCAUCUGUCGUGCCUUUGACUCACCUGGUGGCGGGCAAGCCGUGUAGUCCUGUGUCGACUACCUCUGAGUUACCUUUGAACAGUAUGCUGGACUCUGAUGGUCAGGGAAAAAUGGACUCCCCUUCCUGUCCUUCUUUGAAAAAUCCAUUUUCGGAGAGUGAAAAGGACUUCAUGCCUUCAGAGUUGAACAGUGAUUAUUUAUUAACCCUUUCGUCAACCCAGUCUGGGGGAGUGCCAGAGAGUAGUUCUCGAGAUGGCACUGCUGUGUAGUAUUUCUUAUAAUGAGAUGAUGUUCUCAAUGCUCACAACAGAAGCCCCCUCCCUGAACCAAACGGUCAAUUGUCUGGUUUUUGGGAGAGCAGUGUAUCUCCCUUGCUAAGGCUGUCAGCAGAAAUGUUUGAAGGGGGGUGAUAGUAUAAUCAGCUGCCUUUGUGCAACCUCAAAGCACCAUAUGUUUGUCAUGGUGGUCUGCUAUGAUGGCCUAACACAAUGUUUCAUCAGUUAAAUUUACCAUCUCGGCAUAAGCUAAUCUGUCUGUGUUACCAAUCCUGAACUAGAUUUUACAUUGUUUUCUUUUGAUUUACAGAACUCAGAACAUUUUUAUGGCUCCAUUCAUUUCUACAAGUCUCUUCUUUUCUGUCAUUGAGCUUGAUUUUGAAUAGAAUUUAAUCAAAUGUUUUUAAUGCCAGAUGUAGCUAAUGUUUAUAGUUGCACCAGUGGGAGAACAUUGGAUAUUAUUCCUGUUUGCAGUGCUGGCUUCUUUUAGUUAAAAGAUAAACUCUUGCAUUGUACAAUUGUGUAUUUUAUGGCAGCCAGUAAUGCUUUCUGAUGUUGCCUCUUUUCUUUUCAAUCUAAAGGGAAGUAUACAAAUGUCAUUUAUGAUAAUAUUUAGGUAUGGGUUUUGGUUGAUUCAUCUUGACUAUAAAGACUUACUGCCUUGGUAUAGUUGACAUAUGCUGUUGUACAACGCAGACUCUCUUCCAGGAAAAUGACAGUGGUAAGCCCACAGGUCAUCUCCAAAGUUUUAAAAGUACAGUGAAGGUGAAAUUCUAUACAGUAACAAGUUGUGUUCUCACUCUAAUGACUCUCCUUUCUGUGGAGCUUUUAUUGUUCUAGUAAAAGGGAAACAUGAAGGGAGGCAAUAGGUGCUUGAUGACUUCUAGAGCAUAAUUGGUCAACAUUGUGUAAAUGGUCAUAAUUCAUGUAGUAAAUGGUCAUUAACACAAGUGAACACAAGGAAAUGCUUAGCAUAAAUGAGUCCACAUAACAUGCGCCACAGUUCAUGGGGGCGGAGAAGUCUCAAAGCAAGGUUUGUGACUCAGUUCAGUGACAUGAUGUGCUUAACACACUUUGACAUUCUGUUGUUACUCAAGAAACGUUCUUUUGUUCAUUGUUGCUUCAGUUCAGGCGCAUCAUAACAAAGCAUAUAUUUGUAAAGUUUUUGUUGCUAUUAUCAGUUUCUCUGUUUGCUCAGUUGUUAAACAUGAUGAGGAUUCUGUUGGUGAUCUCUUUUUGAUGUCCUGGCAUCACUGUACAGAUGUGCAGAGAGGAGCCUUUAACUAAUGCUAUUCCAUCAUGUCAAGCAAACACAGUUAAGAGUCAAUUUAAUAAAGAGGAUACAUUUUGUUUUUAUCAAAGAAAGGGCAGUAUUUUAUUAACUAUUUUGUGAUGACAUCGCAUAAGACAACCUGAAAAUGCUGGGAAUUAUAUCACUGGAACAUUUUUUUUGUAAAGAAUUUAUAGAUAAGAUAAGAUAAGAUAAGAUACAUAAUAACAGGUACUUUAUGAAUUAGGUAGCAUUGGGAUACAAAGUAUAAGUUUAAAGAAAACAGUUUUUGAGAGAAAGUUGUGUGUACAAUUUGGCUUGCUUGUUUGUUUUUUUUAAAUUAUCUAUCAUUUAGAAAAACCAGUGGGAACAUAAAUAGAAAUGGAAUAGUUUUGUGGGUAAUAUUUAUGAAUACAAUGUAUGAAGCAUUUAAAUUUGAAUUCAAAUAAUUGUGUCAUUACUGUUGGUGUAAAAAAAGAUCAUCAGCAGUUUUGCCCGGAACGAUCUUAACUAGCUGUAAAGAUUUCAACAUAAAAAGCUGACAUCUCAUUUACUUGUUCUGUUAUUAAUGCCACUUCAUCCUUGAAAUAUUAUGUACACUUUCCCAGUGUUGAAUGAUUAAAUAUAUUGUUUGCCAUUGAUUGAAUGUCUCAAGUAAUGGUUGUCAUCGAUAUCCACCCAUAUCUUGUGCUCCAAAGUAUGAUAUAUACAUACAGACUUCAACAUAAGUUAAGGACCACUUACAAACACUCUGAGUGGUCUUCCUGCAUGUGGGCGUUCUUGGACUGAUCCAGUGGCUUGAUACACCAAAAAUUUUAACUGAGGAAUGUCCGUGGUGUCGCACACAAGUCGAAAAAACCCGGCAAAUUUGGCUAAAAUUCCUCGAGGAUUUCCUUCUACACUUGGUGGUUUUGCCCCUUUAGGAGGCAGCUUUGCAGUUAACCAUCAACACUUUCACAGCAAAACAAUUUGAAACAUUCCUUGCUGUCUUUUGGGGGGUUAAUAAAAAAUCGGGGCUGUCUGUCAAGAUGGUCCUUAACUUAUUUUGAAUGAAGUCUGUAUUAUUAUGUCUGUGCGACAUGUCUGGAUGAGAUUAAAGUUCAAGUGAGAAAUUAGGACUGUCGCACUUGUCAUCUGUAGGAAGCUCUUUUAAUAAAUCUGUUGGAGAAAAUAAUGAAAGGUGUGUAUUUGAUUAAUAAAUUGUGUGGGUUGACAUAAACUCUGAUGAAUUGGGUAUGAGUCUCUGUUGAUGGAAACGGUCUGAUUUUAACUUCCAUAUUUUACCUUGGUUUCAAUUUUAGCUGUAGCCUGUCAAGUGCUUUUUGGUGUCACUACUUUGCAUUUGGAAGUGAAAUGAAAUGCUUAUAAUAGAAAAAAAUGCAGAACAACUAUUAAUUUGUGUGUAUUCCUGUAGGCUGCUGAUACCUCACUCUCAAAUAUUUUUUACAUAUUAGGAUUACAACCCAAAUCACUUGUCCAAGUUUUGAAAGGGGUACAGAUUUUGAACUAGUAACAUCUCUUUAUUGUGGAGCCCACUUUAAUUCAUAAUCCUUUUUUGACUGCUGUUUAGGCUUCAAAUCAGCGGUUCUCUUAAAACUCUUUGAAAGCUUUACGACAUACUGAUUGUAAAAUGAAAAUAAAUAUUUCAUGUUAAUAGCCAGAUUUAUAAUCAGCUUCUCUCCUCUGCUCUUGUGGUCUGUGUCUUUUUUUUUUCACUUCACUUAAAUCUUUCAAGACACUUGUAUGUGAUAACAAUUUAUGAGAUACACAAAAUGUUAAGGGUAUGAGAUUUAUAAGAUGCAGUUUUUCCAGUGAAGUCCUGUUAAGGGCCUUUUGCUUUACAAUAUAACUGGUCUAGAUAGUGGAAAGAUAUAUUUCAUUUCUAGAUUUGAAUAUUUGAUUACACCUGCAACAUAGUCCUCGAGCCACUUAACUCUUAUAGAUCAAUAUCUUUAUGUUGGUGACCUCUUUUGCUUGCUAUUUAUCCUCUUUGCAGUAUGUUCUGCUUCAUUUUUACCUGACAAGUAAAGUCCUGGGAGCUUUGUUUUUCCUUUUCACUGCUUAGCUAGGACCUGUUUAUGGCUGUUUUGUUGGGAGUGUAGAGCACAUUUGCCAGUGAAGGUUGACUAUGGAAAACCGUUUUAUUCUCUGGUUGAAAAUUGUCUCUUUUUAAUUUUUCCCUCUGUUGUCGGUCAAAUGUUUUUUCUGCACAUUGUAUUCUGACGUGCCAGUUCAGGUUUGAACUUGAAGUAUUGCACUGUGGGCUUGUGGCUGGUAAGCACAGUGGUGCUGUCUGCUUCUUGUACUUCUUUUCAUCGUUACCAUUGCCCUUGUCUGUUCCUGGCAAAACAUGGCUGAUAUGGUGCUGACUCAUUUUUGAGACUGAAAUUUUGACAUUCACUCAACAGCAGCGUAAACUCAAAGCAUUUUUCCAAGGUGGCAUGAUUUUGAUGCAAGUGCAUGUGUCAUAGACCGGUUGUUUUGUUAUUUGGGUUUGCCUUUUAAAAAAAAAAUUCUGCAGGUGGAUGACUUUUCCAUGUGAAAAUAGAACUCAAUUGAUGUAAUCUUCUGUCUUGUCAGGCUGAUUGAAAUUCAUGAUUACCAAGCUAUAAUAAAAUAAGUUACAAAAUCUUUGUUUCCUAUUCAGAACUUCAGAUUUUAUUUCAUCAACUGCAAAUGUAAGAAGGUGAAGAUCAAGUAUACCCACCCAUCAUUGUUACGUUCUCCACCGGGGUGGUUACUUCUUUUUUAAUGGGCUGUAUUUUUUUUGGGUUGAGUGAGGAUUAUAAGAAGGAAAAAAAAGGUGUUUUGGCUGACUUUGAAUGUUAGUUCUCCUUUGGGUACCUCGGUGUCUUUUCAAAGAUUGUCUUUCCUUGUAAAAAAACUGUUACUGUGUUUCAGCAUAGCAGCAAUGGAGUUUCUGUACUCUAAGUCAUAUAAUGCGAUGGAGAUUUGGGCCCUUAGUUUUACUCUUUGAUUGUAGUACAAUAAAGUUCUCAAAACUUGAUUACACAGGUUGUGACUCAUGAUCUAUUUUUGUUUUUGCUCUAUUGGUCACUACGUGCUGGAAUGUUCCUAUCAGUUCUUGCCCUGCAAGCCUUCAGUUGUUUCCUGUGGAAAACAUUUGGACUGUUUUUCAAUCUCUUUGCUCAGCCUAUGACUCGGUCAUUUUGCAUAUUUAUAUGCGUUUGUGAAAAAUGUGGGGCCUGAGAAUGUUUGUAUGAGUGGAAGAAGUGCUCAAUAAAGUAUGGAUGUUUAGAGUACUGGAGAAUUGUAAUUGUACCGACGUUGAAAGUACGGUUGUUCUAUUUCUGAUGGGAAAUGUUGGACUUCAGGUCCUAUGCCAUUGUCCAACAAAUCCCUUUAUAUUUGGAUGGAAAAAAAGGACCAUUAUGACUUGAGAGGUUAGUAUUGUUGUCAAGAAAAGAACAAAAUAAAAAAUUUUCAAGUCCAGCUUUUUGCUGUCAUUGUAAUGACAUAAAGUAACACCUUUUGAAUUAUAUGGACAAGUCUUUGCUGUUUUCCUGUCUAUCACCACCCUUUGGUGAAGUGCAAAUCUAUUAGUAAUGAGGCUUUUUCGAUUGCUUAGAAAAAAAUACAAAACAAGCUUUUCAAAAAGUGCCAUAUUAACUUUAAGGGGGGAAAAAUGUAAAAUUUGACAAUGGAAUGUUCAAAAUGAAGGGAACAUGCAUAUCCUCUGCAUAAACUAUCUGUGCUAGAAAAAUGCAAUUAUAUUGUUGGCUGAGGAACCAAAGGUCAGCUACCCCCUGUGAUCUAGCAGGAGAAUGAAGAAAAAGAGACUGACAAAUGUGGAAAGAUUGAAAGAAGAGUAAUUAUGCAUGAUGUGAUGAAGAAUGAACAUUUUGGUGUAGUAAGUCUGGAAAUCAUGUACGUUCUUUUAUGUUGUAUUGUGUUGAACAUUUUUUAAUACAGACAAAAGUAAUAUUAGUUGUGUUCUUAUAUUGUGUAACGUACACGUGUAAAGAAAAAAAAAGGUAAUAAUGUUUGAACAGAAAAACGAUCAUCAAGCUUUUCCAUUGUCAUUGCCAAACCACUGAGCAUUGAACUGACUUAAACGAACAUUUUUUUGUUUUCCUUGGCUUUUUUAUUCCUAAAGGGUACCUGGAUAGAAUCUAAUAUAUUAUAUAUCUAAUCGGUUAUAAAAAAAUAUGUUUUCUAACAGUCUUUUGCAUUAUUGUGUUAUGUUACUGAACAUCCAGGUUGUCAAAGGAUAAAAUGGUACAUACCAUGUGGAGACUUAACAAGGUGAAUAGUCUGUUUAAGAGUGACUUUUAUGCUAAGAAAUGGGCUGUAUACUUUUGUCAUUUAUAAUAAGAUGUUUCAUACAUGUUAGACAUGAUUGCAGCUGGAACUAUAAACUUGGUACCCAUACGCAGAGUUACAGAAAAUCGUUGCUUGAGUCUUAAUGAUAUUGUUUCUAGCUCAGUUUUGGUAAGCAGAUGUUGUAUUAAAUAUAUUAUGUUCUGUAUUGUUAAAGUUUGAUGUAAAAGAUGCUGCUGACAUUUUGGUGGUUUCAAACUGAUUUGUGGUACGAUCAAGGAUUCGGUAACAAAUGACUAGGCUCCUGUGAACAAAUACCAAGUUCCUUUGCUUUCUUCAUCAUUCCGUUUUUACACUUUCCUGUUUUCUAUUUUAGAGCUGCCAUUGUUGAAUUAAUUUUUCCAGUCGCUUUAAUUUAGUCAUUGUUCAGGAUGCGUUUUUAUUCUUAGUGUUUUUCAUUUAUCGAUGCUGAAAAGUGGGUCUAACUAGGUUGCAAUGUGCUCAGUCACUGUACAUUCAAGCUUCUCUUUUCUUUGUGUCAGUUAGUGAAGAUGGUGAAAAUGUGUUUGGAAAAUGUCUUUCACCUAAUUUCAUCAAGCACAGAUAUGAAACAAUGUCAUCUUCUUCGGUAAUGGCCAUUCUUUGAAGGAGCUGUUAGGACGUGCGUGUUUCUUGCGUUACUUAUUUUUAUCAUAGGAAAGCAUAAAUCAGUUUUGUGUCCUCAAAAGUUUUUGUCCAAGAAUGAUCUUUAUUUCUUAGAUCAGGGUGGUGAAAGCCUCGGACAGUUUUACUAAUGGAAAGAUGUAUAGACAUUGAAACAUCUACAAAUUGUUCAUUUAUUUUUAUGGUGAGUAUUCCAGUACAAAUUUCAAGACCAGAUUUUAUCUUUUGCAUAUAAAAAAGUUCUUGAGAGAAACCGGAAACAAGCCGGAAAAGUCCAUCCUCUUAAAUGGGGGUGUUUGAAGAAAUGCAAUGGCGCCAUCAUUUGCUUAGUAUCUUAAUCUGGCUGUAAGCUUGAGGUGAAUUGACAAAGGACAGUAGCAGGCAUAUUGUAGAGCAAAAGACCACAAACUAGUGUUACCUUUGCCUGUGUUCUCACUGUUCUCGCUUUUUUGAGUGUCUUUCAGUAACAAUAAACAUGCCGGAACAGGCGUUAAUUAAAGCGUUUGAUAAUAAUGAAACAUCAUUUUGACUUGUGAUCAUUUGUACAGUAUGUUUUACUCCUUUUGAAUUCUGAAUAAAGCAAUAAGAAUUCAU
Molecule: messenger RNA, 10324 nt
Organism: Aplysia californica (California sea hare)
Lineage: Eukaryota; Metazoa; Mollusca; Gastropoda; Aplysiida; Aplysiidae
Exons: 12
Coding region: 142-3510 (1122 amino acids)
Biological process (GO): positive regulation of ERAD pathway; response to endoplasmic reticulum stress
Cellular component (GO): endoplasmic reticulum
Source: RefSeq, a predicted model, not a curated record